Molecule: messenger RNA, 930 nt
Organism: Strigops habroptila (Kakapo)
Lineage: Eukaryota; Metazoa; Chordata; Aves; Psittaciformes; Psittacidae
Product: natriuretic peptides A-like
Exons: 2
Coding region: 249-713 (154 amino acids)
Biological process (GO): receptor guanylyl cyclase signaling pathway; neuropeptide signaling pathway; cGMP biosynthetic process
Cellular component (GO): extracellular region; nucleus; cytoplasm
Molecular function (GO): hormone activity; hormone receptor binding
Source: RefSeq, a predicted model, not a curated record
GCUCUCUCCUCUGGAGGAGUCGCUGCACACAGGGGACCCCCCUCUCCUGGAGAGUCACCUGUGGGGCCAGUUGUAACCAGUUCCCUUAUCGGAGCCGGGGGGCAGAGUGCGGCACUACGGCUCCUGCGGGGAUCUGGCAGGAGGCAGCUGAGCUCCCUCCGGGCAGAGAGUGGGGAUAUAAGGAGAGGCAUCCAUGGGCAAAGCAGCGACACGGUGCCGAGCUGGCAUAGGGUAGGAUAUAGGAUAGGAUGCAUCUCCCGGCUCUCUGCUGCGGGGCCUCGCUGCUGCUCGUCCUACCGUGGGCCGGAGUGCAGCCGGCGGGUGGUGAGCACGGCGCGGAGCUGCAGUCCCUGCAGGACCUCCUGGAGGCGCUGGGGCACCUCCCGGAGGAGGAAGGGGAAUCGGGCCCGGAGGACGAGUCGGCGACCGGGGCUGAUGACGGCGGCUCCGAGUGGGAGCUCCCGAGGCCGGAGGGCGGCCCGCCGGGGACCCCGCUGCCGGCGGAGGGGUGGCAGAGCCAGUGGAGGAGCCUCCUCUCCUCCUACAGACGGAGACACUUCUCCGGCUGCUUUGGGACGAGGAUGGAGAGGAUCGGGGCGCAGACGGGGCUGGGAUGCAACCAAUACAAAGCUCGUAGGUCCCCGCGGCGCAGGGAACCGGGGGAAAUCGGAGCUCGACCCUGCCGGAGCGGUGGCGGCCGGGGCAGCCGCUGAGGCCGCUGUCCCCGGCUGAAAGCCUCGGAGCGGCUCCCCUGCAGCUCUCCACCCUUCUCCCCCAGGUUUCUGGAGGAGAGGGAGAAGCUGAAGCCAGAGCCGGCUCCCCACCGCCUCCUGAGCCUCGAGGCCGGUGUCCAGCAGCCAGCCAGCCAGGCUCCCUCCGGAGCCUCUGUCACGGUGGAGUGUGGAGCAUUAAACUUUUGUACAAAGCCUG